AUGUUCCCGGGAGGGGAUUCCCAGCUGUUCAAUUUUGGAGGCCCGGAGAGGAACGAAGGGGGAGACCCGGGGGAGGAGCUACAAAAUGAAACCCACAGGAGGCUAAUAAACUUCCCCACGUCGCUGAAUGCGAAUUUCGCGCGCCCCGUGCUGGACUUCCAGAAGAUUGAGCCCUCCUACUUUUUAACCAACGACUUGAGCAGGCGCCCCGCGGGGGGGGAAGCGGCAUGGGAGAAGGAGGAGGAGGGGGGCCCGCGCGAGGAAAUCACCUUCGAGAAGGAAGUGGACGAAGAAAGAGAGCACAAAAAAAGGAUCACCCUCUUCGACCUCUCAGAGGAACAGAAGGAAAAAGUUAAACACUUUAAAAUAAAAAAAGUUUUACAAAAUGAAGUUUAUUUGAAAAAAAAUAAAAUUUUAAAAUACCUGGUGCACAUGUUUGUGUGCGAUCUGCUCAGGGAGAAGCCGGACGACAUCUACGAGUUCGCCGCCUGCUACUUCACGCACCCCCAGUUGCGCCAGAGCGUCGCGCGCCGGCUGCGCGGAAUGAUUGGCGGGCCGUGA
Plasmodium vivax (malaria parasite P. vivax) is the source of this 561-nucleotide messenger RNA. RefSeq lists its product as hypothetical. The transcript has 2 exons. NCBI's taxonomy places the organism in Eukaryota, Apicomplexa, Aconoidasida, Haemosporida, Plasmodiidae. The coding region runs from base 1 to 561 and encodes 186 amino acids. The record is from RefSeq and is a predicted model, not a curated record.